Molecule: messenger RNA, 1701 nt
Organism: Anthonomus grandis grandis
Lineage: Eukaryota; Metazoa; Arthropoda; Insecta; Coleoptera; Curculionidae
Product: protein FAM8A1
Exons: 4
Coding region: 134-1096 (320 amino acids)
Source: RefSeq, a predicted model, not a curated record
AAGUUUGAGUAUUUGAUAUUGACACUUGAUUACCAUGAACCUGUUUUUUUCAAAACAAUAAUAAUAGAAUUUAGAAUCAAAUCGAAAAUCGAACAGACCACGUAAGUUUAUCAGUAAUCAAAAGAAGAUAGCAAUGGAAAAACUUGAAAAUAAACCCGCUACUAAUCGGUCAUCACCCGCAAUGGACUGGCAUCGAAAAAUACAAGAAAGGGAUGAAUAUUUUGAAAAAUUAAGGCAGUGGCUGGAUGAAGCACGAUCUUGGUAUAGUUUCUCGGCUGCUGGUUUUUCAAAUCCUCUUUCAGGUGAAGCAAACGGAUAUUCACAGCAAUAUGGGCAGUAUUUGUCCAAUUCAUAUGCUACUUUCUACCAGGCUGCUCCAUUGUAUCAACAUGGAGGCACUACAGUUCCUAACCAACAGGCUCAAACUGGAAAUGCUCCUGCAAACAAUACUAAUUUUAAUGGUGUACCAAUGUAUCAAACUUAUCCAUUUAUGAUACCCCCAAAUCUACUAAGACUUCCAACUACUUUUGAAUUGAAAAUUCCACCAAUUUGGAAAAGAAUUGUAGCUGAGCUAAUUGAUUUUUGUAUUCUGCUGACAUUGAAGUUAGCAUUAACAUUCUUAUUUUUAGAAAGCUUUAAUCUUGGAAAUGCUUUAGACCUUUAUGGUUUAGAUGUCCUCCAAAAAGGUAUUCUAGAAGGGGAAGAUGUAAACUUAUCACUAGCAUUUGAAUUAGUUAUGCUGGAAUUUACUCACAGAUUUUUAGUCUGUGUCUUUGAGACCUAUUUCCUUAAGGGAAAAAUUUGUGCUACACCGGGAAAACGCUGUAUGGGCCUUAUGGUCGUAUCAGUAGAUACAUUAGUUCCGAUUCCCAAUAGAACAGAUGUGGUUACAGGCACUGGUGUGAAACCUCCAGGAUGGCAAAAGGCUUUGAUUCGUGCUAUAUUAAAAAAUUUGAUUGUGGGGUUAUUAUUUCCCCUCUGUGCAACUUUUUAUCUAUUUCCAUGUAAUCGAACAACCUAUGAUAUGGUUUCUAACACUGUAGUUGUUGAGAUACAUCCAGAGUUUUUGGUGUAUCAGGCUUUGUUAGGUCGAUAAAUGGACUCUUUUGUUGAUUUUGACUUUAACAACAUUUGAACUUUUAUGUUUUUAUUACAGUUUUCAUUGUCACAGUAAAGUGGUCUUCCUUAAACAGUUAAAAAGCCAAAUUUGUUUUAUAAACUUGCAUAAGAAAGAAAGUUCGGGUGUUGAUAUAAAUAAUAUAUAAACAUGUGAUCUAGUUUUUUUUUAUACUGGAUCGGCCAACAUGUGUUAUGUGAUAUGCUUUACUAAUUUCAAUGAAUAUAAAUAACAAUGUAUCUUAAAAUAUAUCAUAACAUUUAAAUAUCUACUGUCGAUGCAUGUAGUACCCCAAUAACUACUAUAUUUAUAAAUAAUAUUUGGGGUCCAAUAAAAACAGUGAUAAAUAUUUAGAAAUUCUCUUUAAAAACUUUAGUGCAUUGCACAAUAUAUUUUUUAUAUGUUUAACUGUGAUAAACCUAUUCACACAAUUAAAGAAUCUUUCUGGUGACUAAUGUUUCGUAAUGACUUUAUCCUGGUCUAUGCUUAAUUUCAUAUAGUUAUAUGAAUUUGGAAUUUAUUUGUUAUUUUUAUCAUUGCUUGGUGAAGUUAGUUGUUUGUUAAUAAAGAGUAUAUGUUCUUAA